Eublepharis macularius is the source of this 4655-nucleotide messenger RNA. RefSeq names its product transient receptor potential cation channel subfamily M member 5 (gene TRPM5). The record is from RefSeq and is a predicted model, not a curated record. The coding region runs from base 1 to 3657 and encodes 1218 amino acids. Gene Ontology annotation, molecular function: ligand-gated calcium channel activity; calcium-activated cation channel activity. Gene Ontology annotation, biological process: calcium ion transmembrane transport. Lineage: Eukaryota; Metazoa; Chordata; Lepidosauria; Squamata; Eublepharidae. Gene Ontology annotation, cellular component: membrane. The transcript has 25 exons.
AUGGGAACUAUCACGGGGGCCAAUCUGCAUGCACUUCUGGUGUGGACGAGCCCCUCUCCUCGCACUAAAUCACCUGCAGACGCACCCUACAAAGCAUCUGGCCGCAAUGCUCAUGACCUCAGUUAUUUCAGUGAAUGCAAUCAAACCAAUGAUCCUGCAGUGGCACUGAUAGAAGAAACACCAACUAAACCUUACAAUAAUGACAAAGAAGAAACAUUUAGAAGAGAAUUGCCAUAUUGUACAGGAGAAAUUGACUUCAUGGCUUCCGGAAAGAAACGAGGAAAGUUUAUUAAGGUCCCAUGUGCCAUCCAUCCCAGAGUAAUUUUUGAUGUUAUGAGCAACAAAUGGAACCUUCCUGCUCCUAACCUGGUUGUCUCUUUAGUUGGAGAAGAGGAAAACUUCCAGAUGAAACCUUGGUUACGUGACACUUUAAGAAAAGGACUGGUAAAGGCUGCACAGAGCACUGGCGCCUGGAUCUUUACCAGUGCUUUGCGUGUUGGAAUAACAAAGCACAUAGGGCAAGCAGUCCGAGAUCACAUGUUGGCAAGUACUUCAUCCACCGUGAAAGUAGUUGCAAUAGGAAUAGCUUCAUUGGGGAAAAUUCAGCACAAAGAACUUCUGGAAAAUGUAAAGAAUGACAAUCUUAUCAACUACAAAUCUGACCAUAAAGUCCAGGGUCCUCUAUAUUUCCUUGACAACAAUCACUCCCAUUUUAUUUUGGUGGAUGAAAAAGAACCCGAUGGGACUACAAGUCUACGUCUUACCUUGGAGAAACACAUUUCAGAACAGCGCACUGGCUAUGGAGGAACAGGUAGUAUUGAAAUCCCUGUGCUUUGCUUACUUGUGAAUGGAAGACCUAAAAUACUUGAGCGCAUUUACAGGGGCUUGGAAAAUUCUGCCCCCUGGCUCAUCUUGGCAGGAUCUGGUGGCAUAGCUGAUAUCUUAGCAGCACUCAUGAAUGAGCCACAUUUAAUAGUGCCACAGGUAGUGGAAAAACAAUUAAAAGAGAAAUUCUCCACUGAAGAUUUCUUAUGUAAGGACAUUCUUCAGUGGACAACAGUGAUUCAGAGCAUUGUCGCCCAGCAGCAUCUUUUAACAGUACAUGAUUUUGAGCAAGAAGGUUCUGAAGAAUUGGAUACGGUCAUUUUGAAAGCUCUGGUUAAGGCCUGUAAGAGUCAUAGUCAAGAAGCUCAGGAAUACCUGGAUGAACUGAAGCUGGCUGUGGCCUGGAACAGAGUGGACAUAGCUAAGAGUGAAAUAUUCAAUGGAGAUGUUGAAUGGAAGUCAUGUGACCUAGAGGAAGUGAUGAUGGAUGCCCUGGUGAAUGAUAAGCCAGAAUUUGUCAAGUUAUUUAUUGAUAAUGGGGCCAACAUAUAUGACUUCCUGACCUAUAGCCGGCUUCAGAGACUCUACUGUACCAUCUCACCGAAGUGUCUCCUCUAUUCACUUUUGCUUAAAAAACAUGAAGAAAACAGACUCACUUUGGCAGGAAUGAGUGGUCAGCAGCACAAGGAAAUGAUGGAUACCUGCCCACUUUUCACUCUUCAUGAAGUUUCCAGGGUGCUGAAGGAUUUUUUACAUGAUGCAUGCAGAGGUUUCUAUCAAGAACAUAAGUCUGGAAGUAAGAAGAAAGCUGAUAAGUUACAUGCAAAAAGGAUACCAGGUCCUUUGGAUAUGAAUCAGAAAAGUGAAAAUCCUUGGAGAGAUUUAUUUCUAUGGGCAGUACUUCAAAACCGGCACAAGAUGGCAUACUACUUCUGGGCUAUGGGGCAGGAAGGUGUUGCUGCAGCCCUGGCAGCUUGUAAAAUUCUCCGAGAGAUGUCUCAUCUGGAGACAGAGGCAGAAGUAGUCCGAAGAAUGAAAGAAGCAAAAUAUGAGCAGCUUGCUGUUGAGCUAUUCAGUGAAUGCUACCACAACAGUGAAGACAGAGCAUUUGCUUUGCUGGUGAGGAGAAACUGGUUCUGGAGCAAAACCACUUGUCUCCAUUUAGCCACAGAAGCAGAUACCAAGUCUUUCUUUGCACAUGAUGGGGUGCAGGCUUUUCUGACAAAAAUCUGGUGGGGAGAUAUGUCAACAUCAACCCCUAUCCUGAAGCUAAUUUGUGGAUUUUGGUGUCCUUUUCUGAUAUAUACUAAUUUGAUAUCAUUCAGUGAGGAAACCCAAUCAAUGGAAAAGCCAGAAUCAUUUAAAGAGCUUGACAGCUUGGAUACAGAAAAGACAUUGCUUUUUCACAAGGAAGUAGAGAGGGGAGAUACCAAAUUAGAAACACAGAAUACUUCGGAAAAUGUAGCAUAUGCAACAUUUGUAUUUACUCGAUGGAAAAAAUUCUGGACUGCUCCUGUCACAGUAUUUAUGGGGAAUGUUAUAAUGUACUUUGCCUUCCUCUUUCUAUUUUCCUAUGUCCUCUUGGUGGAUUUUAAACCACCCCCACCUAAAGGUCCAUCCAUCCAUGAGGUUAUACUUUACUUUUGGGUUUUUACAUUGGUCUUGGAAGAAAUCCGGCAGAGUUUUUUCACCGAUGAGGAUAUGAAUUUGAUGAAGAAGUUCAAAUUAUAUGUAGAAGAUAACUGGAACAAAUGUGAUAUGGUUGCCAUCUUCCUGUUUAUCAUUGGAGUCACCUGCAGAAUGUUGAAUUCUACCUUUCAAGAUGGACGAACAAUACUAGCUAUUGAUUUUAUGGUUUUCACUCUCAGACUGAUUCAUAUUUUUGCCAUUCAUAAGCAGCUGGGCCCAAAGAUUAUCAUUGUAGAGAGAAUGAUGAAGGAUGUUUUCUUCUUUCUCUUUUUCUUGAGCGUGUGGCUCAUUGCUUAUGGUGUGACCACCCAAGCCUUACUCCAUCCUGAUGACAGUCGAGCUGAGUGGAUCUUCAGAAGGGUGCUCUAUCGUCCUUACCUUCAAAUAUUUGGACAGAUUCCACUGGAUGAAAUAGAUUCAUCUCGCAUGGAGUUGGAAAAUUGCACAUCCAAAGGCAAUGUGUUAUCAUGCCCUAAUAACUAUGCUAAUUGGCUUGUCAUCCUUCUCUUGGUCAUUUUCCUCCUGGUUACAAAUGUACUGCUUAUGAAUCUACUGAUUGCCAUGUUCAGUUACACUUUUCAGGUUGUUCAGGGAAAUGCAGACAUAUUCUGGAAAUUUCAGCGUUACAACUUGAUUGUGGAAUACCAUGGUCGACCUGCAUUUGCCCCACCUUUUAUCAUUAUUGACCACAUUAAACUGUUUCUUAGACGAAUAUUCAAGAAAAUGGAGCACAAAAAAGAGCACAUGGAAAGAGAUCUGCCAGAAGGCCUGGAUCAAAAAAUCAUAACCUGGGAGGCACUACAAAAAGAAAACUACCUGGCAAAUCUGGAAAAGAAGAAAAAAGAAAGUAAUGAAGAAAGACUAAAGAAAAUGUCGGACAAGGUGAACAGUCUUUCAAAAUAUUUUAAUGGUCUAAAAGAACAAGAUAAACGGCUUAGAUCUUUGGAAUCACAGAUCAACUAUUGCACAGUAAUCCUUUCCUCAGUGGUAGAUACCCCAAACAGCUUAUUUUGCAAAAGACCAGCUCUGAACUACACAUGUUUCAUAGAGAAUGACUCUCAUCAAAUGCCUGCACCAGAAAGGAACGAAGAUGGAGAAUCCACAGAUCCGCUUCAAGAUGACAUGAUGUAUAUUGAUAACUGACACUACCAAAGCUGAAAUAUUAGUUGUGUUGCUGAUUGCGUUUUUGGCAUACUUGACAUGCUCUUCAAUUUCUUAAAAGAAUUUUUUCCGUGGCAGCACAUGCCUUUUUUCCUUGUAACAGACAUAUAAUAGUUAGAACAAAUCAGCUGAUGAAAAAGGCUGAAGAGUGGCUUACCCCAAAGGGACCAGGAGAUCAGCAUGUACAAAAGCCACAAUUGGUGGGAGCUGUAGUAAAGAGGAAACUGGGGAAGAUUAAACUAAAAAGCUGCAUGGAUCCAACCCAAUACCUUCCAUCUUUUAGCACUGCAUCUAAUGUAGUAAUCUUAAAAGCAUUUCUUUCCAUACUGGGGGCAGCAGUUAGAAAGUGUACCAAGUACCUUAACUGUUUAAUUCCUGAUUCUUACUCUUCCCAGAGUGGCAAUAUACCACAUUAGUACAUUUUGCUUCCUGCUGUACUUGGUCCUCUUCUCAAACUUUGGUUCAUAUAAGUUUUGCUGGUAAUAUCCUCAAAACCCAUCAUGGUUAUCACCUAUCAUAAAUAAUCCUGUUACUUUGUCUUUAUGAUCACAGCAUUUCUGCCACCAAGGAACUGCUUUAGACCAAGAUUAUUUUAUUCUGAUAGAAGUUCAGGUCUCUUUUAUAUGCAAACACAAGUUAUCAAAAGCUGGAAUAAAUUCUCAGUGAUUUGAAGAAGGACCCCUCCCCCAUUUUACCUAUAAUUCUCUCUCAAGGUUGGUUUGAGAUCAUGAACAAGGUCAUCUAGGCCUUUAGAACAGUAGAUGAGAGCAAGCAAAGUGAAUGUCAACACUUGCUAGUAGAUAGUGGUCUGAAUUCUCAAGAGGUUUUGCGUGUGAAACAGCUGGAAACCCAUUAUAAUGUACAACAAUAUGGAAAUAAACCAAAAUGCUACUCCAAAAGAUAUGUUUGAUAAUAUAGCUAAGAGCUACUGGGCUUUGAUCAGAUUUUCUUUUAUAGAUGGUUUCUUAUUAUAUACAGCU